CCCCCCAUCGACCGAGUCAGCCGAGUUUUACGAGUUGUUGAUCGCGCUGGUCAGUCGCCGGGAUCAUAAUUUCGUAUCUGCGAGUUUUACGUCUUGUUUGUGCUGGCAAAGUCGCUGUUCACUUCUGCGUGUCUCGAAUUUAAGUGUGCGGUAUUCAACAAUCAACGGGGAACAUAACCUGCAUCGCUUCUUUUCUGCGUUCCGUUUAUCGUACCUACCUAUCUGGAGAUUUCUUUCUGUCAUUCCGUAUUUCACGGAAAACGGAAGAAUCAUGCAGUGGCAAACUUUUUUGGACGCCGUUAAUUGCAAACUGAGAAAUGGCCGUAUAUUUCAAGAAAUUAAACGAAAUAGACGGUCUGAGUGCGAGGUGAUGUCUUAUCUCAUUGGAGACCCGGACGUCAGAAAAUUGAUGCUGCUAUGGCUGCAGGAGCAGCUUCAAUCUAGAGAAUCGAAAUCAUCGUCAAAAGCGAAACAGCUUAAAGAUCUGGGAAACAAAGAAUUUCAAAGGAAGAAUUACGCCAGUAGCAUUCCACUUUAUACAAAAAGUGCUCAAUAUGCUGUUGCCGAUGAAUUGUCGAUAGCUAUUGCUAAUAGAUCGGCAGCAUUGUAUUAUAUGGAUAAUUUUAAAGAUUGCCUAAAAGAUAUCGAUUUAGCGAUAAACAUCGGCUACCCUAAAAAGUUGCUAUACAAAUUGUAUAUCCGCAAUGCGCAAUGUUACAUUAAAUUGAAAAAUAGAGUAAUGGCCGAGGUAGCUAUCGAAAAAGUUGAGGAAAUUGUUAAUGCUUGCAACGAGAUUUCUGCAGAGAAAAAAGACGAUAUAUUCAAGGAAGUUUCAUUGCUAAAAUCCCUCGCAUCAAAUCUGGAAAAUAUUGCAGAAAAUGAUAGCUCGAGGACACAAUUAUGCCAAAGACCCGAUGUAGCAUUUGAAAGCAAUGCAAAUUUUCCAUUUGCGUCAGCUGCUUUAGACUGCAAAUACACACCACAAAAAGGAAGACAUGUCAUAGCGAAUAGAGACAUACAAAAAGGCCAAGUCUUAUUUGUCGAGAAACCAUUUGCUUUUGUAGUAUUGGAUCAAAAUGAUUCCAGUUCGUUCUGCAGACAUUGUUGCCACCCUUAUGGCGCAAUUCCUAUUCCCUGCAAAACGUGCGUGGGUACGCUCUAUUGCAGUAGCGAGUGUCUCGACAAUGCGUGGUCUGGUUAUCACAAAUGGGAAUGCCCAGGAGCUCAAAUGCGAAUGGGACAACAAAUAGGUAUCGCACACCUUUCUCUGAAAGUUUUACUUGUCGGGUCAACGACAGAGGAUAAGGAAAGAUUCAAUGAGGUUCAAAAGCUAGUCACAAACAUCGACAAAGUAUCCCCUGACGAUCUGCUUGUUUAUGGCAUUACAGCAGUGAUGCUCACUAUGUACCUCUCCAUGUACACUGACUUCUUCACCACUGUGGAUCUCAAGAAAUCAUUCGCCGAUAAGUUUAUUGACAGCAGUAUCGACUUUAACUGUGACGUCACAACCGAGAGCGGCAAACAGUUAUACGUUAGUUCUUUUCUUCUUCGACACACACUGCAAUUGAUAUGUAACGGACAUGCUAUAACAAAACUGAGCCUAGACGCACAGGAGAAUGACAAAGUGGCCACCGUGCAUCAAGAAAGAAUAGCAACUGGAAUUUAUCCUGCUGUGAGCAUGAUGAAUCACUCGUGUGAUCCGAAUAUAAUUAAUAGUUUCGAUGACCAGUAUCUCAUUGUUAAAGCAACAAAAGACAUCCCUGCCGGUGGUGAAGUCUUCAAUUGUUACGGCCCUCAUUUUCGAAGGACACCAAGAGACGAAAGACAGGAAAUUUUGAGAAACCAGUAUUGCUUCACGUGCACAUGCGAGGCAUGCACAAAUCCUGAACUGCAGUAUUUCUUGGAAAGAUUCAGUUCGUUGAAAUGUUUAGAAUGCAACGGAGCUGUAUUCAAAAUUUCCAGUUCUCUCAGCUGUUUUGAUUGCGGGGCAACCCCUGCUCUGAACCAUAACUCUGAACUGCGCGAGGCCCAAAACCUAUUUGAUGCGGCUCAUGUUUGUAUUGAGAUGGAAAACGAUGACGAGGCGUUAAACAAGCUCAAACAGUGCUUGAACAUCAGGCGCAGCAUACUUUACAAGCAUCAUCAGGACAUUAUAAACACUUUAGACCUCAUCGGAAAGGUUUAUGCUAUAUCAGGUAGAUGGCUGGAUUCUAUUUCUUACUUGGAACACGUAAUUACCGGUAUUGGCGAAAGGUUUGGCACCGACAGCAUAGAGCUUGCGAACGAGUUGAACAAGAUCACGGAUAUCUGUCUUCCGUAUUUGCAGGAAGAAACGAACACGAGAACGAAGCAGUAUAAGAACGCGCUGAAGAAGACCCGCAGAUUUUUAGACCACGCUAAACAGAUAAUGGACCUGAAUUACGGUCCGUGGAACUCCGGUUUUCAGGAGAUUGAGAAGAAGGCACAACAGCUAUCCGCAAUCCUGAGAAACUUCAACAUUUAGUCAAUUAUUGUUCCUUGAUCCUAGGUGAUAUCCUGCUGGCUUCACGUGCUGUAAAAGCUCUAGGUCUUGAAGUACCAAUAAUCGUGAAUCUGCGCGUCAGAAUAGCAAAUCCCAAUGACUUUUUUAUUGGCCAUGCCGAACAACCGGUGAAGCUGAACUUAAAAAGCUAGAUAUUCUUGCAAUAGUAUUGUGCAUUUUUAUUUUUAUAAUCUUAGAAAAUUUUACAGGAACAACUGAAGAAACUGAAAGCGUUUAUUCAAAUUAUGACUGGAUUAGCAGUAAAGCAACGGAUAAAUUAUUUAAAACACGAAGUCAAGUUGGUUUUGCGUGGGAAGAAAUCCAACAUUCAUCAUCCAGACGUUGUGCUCUGACCAGUGACUUAAUUUAAUGCUAAAUAAAUGCGGUCUCGUAAAUUGUACGGUUGUUUUAUGUUUUUAUACGAUGUUCAAGUUUUUCAGACAUUAGCGUGAUUUAUCGUGCUUCAUGCACGUAUUCCUUUCAAUAA
Messenger RNA from Neodiprion virginianus, 3008 nucleotides. Its product is annotated as SET and MYND domain-containing protein 4-like. Lineage: Eukaryota; Metazoa; Arthropoda; Insecta; Hymenoptera; Diprionidae. The coding region runs from base 272 to 2503 and encodes 743 amino acids. The record is from RefSeq and is a predicted model, not a curated record. The transcript has 13 exons. Gene Ontology annotation, molecular function: protein binding.